Molecule: messenger RNA, 1302 nt
Organism: Menidia menidia (Atlantic silverside)
Lineage: Eukaryota; Metazoa; Chordata; Actinopteri; Atheriniformes; Atherinopsidae
Source: the annotation of a GenBank genome assembly
UGGCAGAAAGAAGACGUUAGGGAUUUUAUAGCCUUAAGUUUCCACAGACCUUCACAUAGCCUACAGCUUUCUCAUAGUUGUGCUCUUUUGGUCAACAUGCAUUUUCAACUGGUGAUUCUGCUUUGUGUGUUUCUACUACAUCCAACAUCAAUGGCCAUCCGAAUGGAUAAACUCGCUGACAGCAAGAUCUGUGGAGACACAGAAUGUUCAUAUGUUCUUUCAAUGGCUACAGCGUUGGAUGACUUCAUAGCUCCUGACUGCAGAUUCAUCAACAUCAAGAAGGGUCAGAUUGUAUAUGUGUAUUCUAAACUCAUACCAGCAGAGGGUACUGGAGUCUUCUGGUCUGGAAGCGUGUACAGUGAGCGCUAUGUGGACCAGAUGGGCAGAAUCGGAUAUUUCCCUGCGACUGUGGUGACAGAGAAAAAUACGUUUACAGACAACACGACUCAGAUACAAACAACUGACAUGGACUUUUACUGUGACUAAGGCUCCUGUUCCGAUUGUGUCUGUUUGCAUAUAUAUAUAUAUAUAUAUAUAUAUACAAAAUGCCAAAUGCCACCACAAUCCUACUUAAGACACAGAAAUUAUUGUGAAUAUCAAAUUUAAUAAAGUCCUCUGUUUUAUUGACAUUGUAUUCUGAAUGACACUCCCAGUUCAGUUUGAUGAGGAAACACUGAGAUGUGUGCCACUAAUGCAGAGAAUUUUGAAGCUACUGCUAACAGGUUGUUUUCAUUAGUUUAUGCCAGACUAACCUGAGGCAUUCCUUGAAAGGCAUUUUACAAGUUUAGGAAAUAGGGCUGUCACACAAGAUAUCGAUUUUUCCUUGUCCUCUUCCAGCUAAAAUCAAUGAUAACCUCUUUCAGAUAUUCUACCCCAAAAUGUCUCUUGAUAAAACUAAGCCUAGGGCAUGUCCAAGGAGAAACCCUGUUAUACACAAUCAGAUAUACAUGAUAACAGUGGGCAAAAAAUGUUUGACUCAUCGCACAUGUUUACUUCUGGUUACUUCCUGUUUAUUUCCUGGUUACUUCUGGGUUACUUCCUGUUUAUUUCCUCUACUUCCUGUUUAUUUCCUUGUUACUUCCUGGUUUUUCAUGUUUACUUCCUGUUUACUUCCGGUUUAUUUCCUGGUUCCUGGUUUAUUUCCUAAUUACUUCCUGUUUUCAUGUUUACUUCCUGGUUACUUCCUGGUUACUUCCUGAUUUCCUAUUUAUUUCCUGGUUACUUCCUUUUUAUUUCCUGUACUUCCUGGUUACUUCCUGUUUACUUCAUGGUUACUUCCUGUUUAUUUCCUGGUUACUUCCU